This is a messenger RNA of Dromaius novaehollandiae (emu), 1471 nucleotides long. RefSeq names its product CD2 molecule (gene CD2). The transcript has 5 exons. The record is from RefSeq and is a predicted model, not a curated record. The coding region runs from base 95 to 1039 and encodes 314 amino acids. Lineage: Eukaryota; Metazoa; Chordata; Aves; Casuariiformes; Dromaiidae.
CACAUCCCACGGCUGCCGCAGCGCGGCACAGUGUUUUGUCGCCUGCCGGCAGUUAUCAUUAGGUGAGGAGACGCUGGAGUUUUUGACCCUGAAAAUGAACUUUAGGAGGAUUUUCCUAGUCAAGUGCUUGCUGCUUUUAUUUCCCAGUGUAAAAUGUGCUGUCAUCAAAUGGAUUUACAUGGCAGUGAAUGACUCGGUUCUUCUUAGCGUUGCUGCUGCUGGGAGCAUACACGAAGCAACGUGGAUGAGAAGCGAGAGGUUAGUUCAGAUAAAAGAUAUGAAAACCAAGUAUUAUGUUAAUAAAGAUGAGUGCAGAUGUAAGAUAUUCCUGAAUGGGACUCUGCAAAUCCAGCGGCUGGUGAAAAGCGACAGUGGAAAGUACACAGUCCUUGUUUAUGACCAGGAUGGAAAGUUUAAGGCAGAAGAGGAUACAAUGCUCGUCGUUCAGGACCCCGUCCCUCAGCCAAACCUCAGUGUUGACUGUGUUAAUAGAUCCAUAUUGGUGACAUGUGAAGGGAAGCAGAAGACUGAGGACCAUACAUUUACAAUAGAAGUGACACAAGAUAAAAUCAAAAAAAUCCAAAAGAAUGCGACAAAGGUGCAAUUUCAUACACGUUAUUCUGGGACGUUCAGAUGUGUGGUGAAGAACCAAGUCAGCGAAAAAGCAGCUGAGAAGAAAAUCAAGUGUUCAGGCCAGCUGGACCUUUAUCUCAUCUUAAGCAUAGUAGGAGGUGUAAUCUUCUUUGUCAUCUUCAUGAUUUUGCUUAUUUACUGUAUCAGGAAGAAGAGAGCAGAAAGGCUUGAAGAAGAUGAUGAAGAGAGAAUGAUGCAAAUUCGCCAGGUAGACACAGAAAUGAUGGUCCGGGAGCUCCCUCAGCUGCCAUCCAACCCUCCCCUGAAGCAGCCGCGCGUGCAGCAGAGGCCUCUGCCACAGCCACAGCCACAGCUACAGCCACAGCUGCAGCAGCAAGCAGUGCCUCCACGGCCCAGGCCACGCACUCAGCCGCGAACUCCAAACCGCCCAAGAGAAAGACCUUAAAUGGCCACCCUGGGCAGGAUGGAGGACACUCUGCUCCAUGAUUCACUGGAAAAAGAAAGUUUCUAAUAGGAACCCCUCCUACCCUAGGCUUGCAUAAUGCUCAGCUAUGAAAUGGCAGCUUUUCUUGCAGAAAAUUAGAGAGUGCAUCAAACGGCUCCAGGUGGAGAAGAUUCGUGGUGAUGGAGGUUUAUCCCUGUGGUCAUUCUUCUUCAAGUGACUCCAGGCUAGGGUAUGGAGUAUUGAGCCUUGAAACCUGUGUCUUUCUGUGAUUCAUUUGUUUUUAUUGCACCUCAUUGUUGUCUUGUUUUUUUGGAUGGAUUAUAUCAAGAAGGAUCUAAAGCUCUAGUGAGACAACAUGGGCUUAUUGCUCUUAUGUGGUUUUGUCACGUGUUUUUCUUUUCCGCUUCCACACAUUCAGACAGCCCUCUGGCU